CCGACUGCCCUUCAAUGUCGGCUGCAAAAAAGCUUUAAUUUCUAAAAAAUAUCUAUAUAUUUUAUAUAUAUUGUAUGUAUUAAUAAAAUAGCCAGGAAAGGUGAAGAAUCCAGCAUUAUUUGGAGAAGUGGAGGACCUUUUCAGCUCUAAUUUAUAACAUUAGCUGAGGUAAUCAUGAACAUCCUAACCAAAGAAAACUUCAGCAUGAGCGGCGAGAUCCAUCGAGCGGGCCAAAGCGUUCUUGAAGGAUACGAAAGUCAGGCACUGAACCACAGCGACCCGUUGGACAUGUUCAUCGGCAUGGAGCUUUUGCUUCGUUUCAAGCCUCUCUUCAUGCCUCUUUACUGCCUCGUGGUUGUCAUAGCCAGCGUGGGGAACACUUUCCUGUUGACUUGCAUCCUGGUGGACAAAAAGCUCCACAAUGCUACUAACUUUUUCAUCGGUAAUUUGGCUGCUGGAGAUUUGCUGAUGUGUUUGAGCUGCGUGCCGCUGACCAUGUCGUACGCCUUCGACAGCCGGGGCUGGGCUUUCGGGAGUCCUCUGUGUCAUCUGGUGCCCCUAGUUCAAUGUGCCACUGUCUUUGCAUCAGUGCUUUCCCUCACUGCCAUCGCGGUGGACCGAUAUGUUGUCAUUGCUCACCCAGUGCGUAGGAGGAUCUCAUUGAGGGGCUGCGGUACAGUGACAGUGGCCGUGUGGCUUUUAUCGCUGGCCUUGGCUGCCCCUUCAUCGUUCUACACGCGUUACUUGGACCUACGGCCCACUGGGCUCAACCUGGUGGUUUGUGAAGAAUUCUGGCCAGAAGGCAGCAACCUGCGGCUGCUGUACUCCUGCUUCGUCCUCAUAGCCUCCUACAUGAUCCCACUGCUAUCCGUCAGCAUCUCAUACUGUGCCAUCAGCGUCAGCCUGAAGCGUAAUUUCGUGCCUGGGGAGCAGACGGGCAGUAAACGCCACUGGAAGCAAAAGCGGAAAAAGACCUUCUCUCUUUUGGUGGCCUCUGUUCUGGCAUUUGCUUUGUGUUGGCUUCCUUUGCAGGUGCUGAACCUGUUGCUGGACCUGGACCCAGACUGCGACAUCAUCGGAAAGCGCUACGUCAAUAUCCUACAAGUGUGCUGUCAUUUAGCAGCAAUGAGCUCAGCGUGCUACAACCCCUUCAUCUACGCUUCGCUGCACAGCAAGGUACGCAAACACCUGAAAGGUUACCUGUACCCUUGUAACAACCGAAGGAUGGUGCAAAGUUCCUUGUCUAAAACCUGAACCCAUUCAUCUGCAAUGUGAAGAAACCUUUUCCAGAAACCAACUUGGAACAAUUCAUGCCACCCCAUUUUUAUACCAGUUUGACUUAGAGAAGAAAAGGGGAAAAAAUCAGCGGUAUAUGAGGGUUAUUGGAGUGAAUGUGGACAUUAAACAAAAAGCACCCAAAGAAAAAUACUCUGCUGCCCAACCCAGACCUCGUGAUCAGAUGUCAUGAACUCUUGGAGAAAAGAUGCCUGACUUCACAAGAUCUAGCUGUGGAGCAAAUUCAGUGCACUUGGAUUAUGAUCACAUGCAUUUAAAAAAAAAACAAAAAAACAUUCCUUUUUGGUAUUCAUCACUGCAUUCACCUCUUUUAGAUAGUUAAGCCCUACGUGUGUGCUGGGCUCAUGGUAAAGACACUGGGCUCAUGCUAAAGUGUCGUUAUACAAACUUGUUCAUGUGAACUUUGUCCAGUGGUUGUCAAAUGUUUUACAGAAAAUACCACCUUAAAGAAUACUUGGCUCUCCAAGUAUCACGAUUCGCCAACAUUAGCUGAUAUUAAUUGCGCUAGAUGUCACAUUGUGAAAAUGAAUGUGUCGUCUAGUGCUGUCAUUAGCACUGAAACAUGCUUUCACUCUCAGUCCUUCUAGUUCAAAUGAAUUGGACAUCCAUUGCUGCCAAUGGCAGACAAUGUGUUAAAAUAUAUUAGUGUCGUUGGCGAAAAUGUUCGGAAAAGAUGACUGAGGUUAUAGUUACAGUAUUUUAUAAGCCACAGUUUGUGCAUUAUUGAAAAAAAGUAAUGAAACUGUAUGUUAAAUUGUGUUACACUUAAAGGUUGUUCCUAAAUAUUUUAAAAGAAAGUUCUUAAACAUUAAAUGUGAAUCUUUUGUAGUUUUAGUUGAAUACAACUGAAUUGUACUUGAUGAAUGUAUUCUAGUGGAUGAAAAAAGACUUUGAACAUUUAACACGGUCAAUCUUUUGCGUACCGCUAGAGGGAGCCCUCGUACCACGAAUGGUACUUGUACUACACUUUGAGAAUAAUUGUGUUAGUCAACGCUGCAUUACUACAACUUUCUUGACUUUACAGAUUAUUUCUUUCUGUUCACUGUAUUUAUUUGGAAGCUGAAAAUCCUGUGGAGGCGGGAUGUUUUGGAAAAAGUCCUUUUCAACCUAUUCAACGGAAGCGGUGAGAUAGGCCAUAGGUCACCCACAAUUGCUAUUAACUGGAAAAUGGCUGAAUAAGGGUAACCAUUAAUUUGUCAUAGUUAUGGUUAUUUCUAUCGUGCAUGAAAAACUGGUGAAACAAGCGAUGGCUUUAAUUAUAAAAUCUUACAUACGGUAAUUAGUGCUGUGCUUGUUUACAACACACCGGAUUUCAUUACAGUGUGACUUGAAUUCUAAUCAUGGUUUAGUGUCCUAAAAGGCACUUAAGGCACUCUAUCACAAAAGUCUACAACCCUAGUGUUUUCAAACAACAGAUUUUUGUCAUGUAAAAAAAUAUGUCCAUGAUAAAUGCUGUCAUUUCAAUCUGUAACCUGCACAACACAAUUGAGGAAAAACAUACAAAGUGGAACAUCAGAAUUUGAUCAGGGGAUAAUCAUCGAAUCAUUAAUCAUUGCCAAUGUUUGUCUACUGUGUCGAGACACGACCCCCUGCAUGGAGUUGUGCAUCAGCAGUAGCCAAUGUUGUCACCUCGCUAAAAAUCCACUUUAAUGCCUGUUGCCUGGCAGCUCUGAAAGUGAACCUUGAGACAGCAUUUAGCGCUCCUCAAAUUAGAUUUCGCCGUCAUUUUCUUUCAGGCACUCACUCUCCGCAUGAGUCCUUAGGAGUAUGAAAGAAGUGCUGCUGUAUAUUUAAUGCUUUUUUUCACAGCAGCAUCAUAUAGACAUACAAAAUGUCCACACAAUGUCAGACUUGGCUAUUGUUAUACAAAAGUGAAUUUAAAAAAAAAAUGUGGGAGGAAGCUAAAAUAAAUCACAGAAAAGGCAUAUGAGUAAAACAUGCAAAACAAAUCCUCACAGGAAGGCUGGAUGUGAGAUUUGAAUCCUGAACCCAUACUGUGAGGUAGUUGCAACAUGCUGCUUUAAUCUGGAUUUUUGAUUUAUUCCAUCCUUUAUAUAAAUAGUGUAAAUAGAAUAAUGUUUAUUCAACAGCAGCAUACAAGUCUGUAUAUUAAAACAACAUCAUGUUUUGUCGUGCUUUACUUUCGGAGCAAAUCAUUUGUACAAAUCUUCACAUGAUGAUGUAUCUCAUUGUAUAUGCUGUUACGCUUUUAGACUAAUAUUCGUAACACACGUAGACUAAUGAUUGAUAAUGAUUUGAAA
Corythoichthys intestinalis (scribbled pipefish) is the source of this 3557-nucleotide messenger RNA. Its product is annotated as 7 transmembrane receptor domain-containing protein. Gene Ontology annotation, molecular function: neuropeptide Y receptor activity; neuropeptide binding. The transcript is spliced from 4 exons. Bases 175 to 1254 code for a protein of 359 amino acids. Lineage: Eukaryota; Metazoa; Chordata; Actinopteri; Syngnathiformes; Syngnathidae. The record is from RefSeq and is a predicted model, not a curated record. Gene Ontology annotation, biological process: G protein-coupled receptor signaling pathway. Gene Ontology annotation, cellular component: plasma membrane; neuron projection.